Cutaneotrichosporon oleaginosum is the source of this 5881-nucleotide messenger RNA. RefSeq lists its product as uncharacterized. Gene Ontology annotation, biological process: ubiquitin-dependent protein catabolic process via the N-end rule pathway. The record is from RefSeq and is a predicted model, not a curated record. Gene Ontology annotation, molecular function: zinc ion binding; ubiquitin protein ligase activity. Lineage: Eukaryota; Fungi; Basidiomycota; Tremellomycetes; Trichosporonales; Trichosporonaceae.
AUCCUCAUCAUUCACUUGACUCUCUUCACCAUCUCAACUCUUCCCAUCGCUACCACUCUCCCCCAUCGCGCCUCUUCAUCUCCAUACCGACCCGUUGACCCACGCUCCCCGUCCUCCCUGCCUUCCUGGCUCUUGCCACCCUCAAGGAGCCGAGCCCCUUCCCCCCACCUCACAUAGUCCCCCUCCAUCUGCGCCGGUCGCGCCCCCGCGCGCACCAUGGCACAGCAAUCUCAGCAGGAGCUCCAGGCCGAGCUCGCCCAUCUCUUGGCCACCCAGCAUCUGACUGGGCCGCCAUGCCCCGAGUUCCUGGGAGCCGAACGCGCCCAAGUCGUGCGGCAGCUUUACAAGACGAUCCUCAACCAGCCGGAAUGGGUUGCUGCCUUCCUCCCAGACCCCGCGGAUGACUCCGACUUCAGUGCGCAAGCCUCAGCGUCUGGUGCGCGCUCCACAUUCAUUCCAUCUUGGGACGACGCGAGCGAGUGGCUGCUUCCAUAUACUGACACGACAUACGAACCACAACGAUGCUGGUCCCUGCUCGACGCGCAGCGCCUGAACGAGGAGCGCCACCGCCGCGCCGGGAAACCAGGACGCGUCUCUAGGCCCGGCUCAAUCUGCGGCAAGGUCCUUCAGCGCUACGAUCGGACGUACAUCUGCAAAACAUGUGCCAAGGACUCGUCUUGCGUACUCUGCGUCGACUGCUUCCAAGCAAGCAACCAUGAAGGGCACGAAGUGCUCUUCGGUCUCUCGUACACGUUCGCAGCUGUGUGCGAUUGCGGGGAUUCGAGCGCAUGGCAGGACAACGAGCACUUGGGGUGUGCGCACCAUCCACCAGUACGUGGCAACCAAUUGCCCCGCCCCAAGGCUCAAAACCCGCCCUCCGCACUCUGCAAGGCGCUCUAUGAGACCAUUGUCAUCUGUGUCGAGUACAUCAUUGCAGCCUUUGAGCGCUCAGCGUUGCCGAACGACUAUGGCAAGCUGCCCGCCACUCGCGAGGAGAUGGCCGAGGGCAAUAUCCCCUCUGCCGAGCCCGCCGAGCUUCGCGGCAAAGGCCCAUGGGCCAUCGUUGCGUGGGCAGACGAGCGUCAUGGCUUGCGUGAAGUCACUCGCCAAUUCCGCGACGCCACGGGCUUGUUGUGGGACGUUGCUGAACGAGACGCCAAGGAGUGGGACGAGGUGGGGCGCAAAGUUCUUGCUGUCGUACAAGUGGACACCCAAGCGUUCCACCACGCCUCAAUGCUCCAGCAGAUCGACAUUGGCGUCACCUUGCACCACGCUUACGACGUGUAUCGCGAGGACGUGGCAGGGUUCCUCAUCCAGUGGCUCAGCGAAAUGUGCAAAACCACCAUUUGUGGCGACGAUGAGCUGGUGCGCCGAUAUGUUGCUAUGGCGUUCUUCCAGCCCCGAAAUAGACGAUCCAAGCCAGACGUUGGAUCGCCUCUCGCUCCUGACUUGGCCGACCUUGAGGCGAGCGGGUCAAAAGCUGUGCGGUUCGACUGGCUGAUGCGUCUGGACGUCCGCCUGUGGAAGCGCGCCAAGUGGCAGCUGCGUGACAUUUAUGCCGGUAUAUUUGUGCUGGGCCGGGACUUCAAGCGCCAGCUUGCGACGCGGUACUCGAUCAACUACGGCUUCACAUUCGAGCACUAUCUGUAUCAGGACCGCGACGACUCGAGCUUGGCCUUCUCCAUGUCGUACAUGCUGCUGGGUAGAAGUUCACCCUGCGGCGAAGCCAUCGUUGAGAGCCAGCUUUUCCGAUCUGUCCUGGAAACGGCGUUCAACUAUUACUCAUUACGUGGAACCAAGGACGAGUGGAACGAGUACGACGUUCAACGUUUCGACAUAGACUCCCCCGCUUUCAAGGGGAAGAAGGGGUUAACGCUUCUGAGUCACCUCCGCGCGCUACUCAAGUACAAGGAGGUCAAGGCGCAGAUUGUGCAGGAUGAGGAGCUUUUCGAAAGAACUCUUUUAUUCCUCAACCACUUCGUCGGUCUGCAGUCGCAGCGCCGUGAACUUGAGCGUCAUGUCGAGUACGAAGUCGACUGGAUCAAGUCGGUCAGCGUGCUUCCUGACUUGAGCAAGCUAGCUCGCGAGUUCGGCGAGGCAUUCUAUCUUGCGGACAUCAAUCAGAUUCUCACUGCUAUCACGAUGGUACAGCGGCGGAUCGUAGAGGACCAGACGUUGCAGUCAACAACGCUCGAUCGCGCCAUGUACGAGAGCCCGACGGUCAAGCGUGUCGAGGAUGUAUUCCGCCCAGGGACUGCGUACAGCAUCCUCGACAUCAACGUCGCACGUAUCACGGCCUUUUCGAUCCACCACUACAUGCACUUGGUCAUGGCCGAGCUCGUCAAAGCGUACCGCCACGUCUGCUUUCCGGACCCUACCAACUGCUCGCCGGCGAGGUUCGCCAACGCAUUCAUAACAGUAGCUUGGGGUUCGCCUCCCGCUCCGUGGACCGUCCCAACAUAUCUCAUGGAGUUCCCGCUGCAAAAGCACGUCGUCUUGUCGCAGAUCAGAUUGUCCAUGUGGAUGAAGAACGGCGCCGCGAUGCGCCACCAGUAUCACAACUACCGCGAACCGGCGCAUCGCGAGUUCACGAUCGACCAAGAGUUCUUCCUCCUCCAGUUCGCCCUCUGCAUCAUGGACCAGCAGCAUUUCCUCACGGUGGUCAUCGAACGACAUGGCUUGAGCGACUUUUUCCGCCUCAACGUCAUGUCGCCCAAGCUGUGGGAAGGUGAUAUGGACCCGAAGGAGGCGGUCGCCAUGAUGGAGGAGCUUCUGCUGCUUAUCAUCUACCUUGUCUCGGACACAGCAGUCAUUAACCGCCUCGACUCUCGUGACAUUACGCGCAAACAUAUUAUUCAGACUUUGGCCCUAGGGCCAUUGCCGUACUCGGAGGUCGUGCGCAAGCUGCCGGAGCGCUCGCACGAGAGAGGCAGUUUGAUACCCAUUCUGGACGAGCUGGCAACCUUCCGGCCUCCAACCGAGACCGCCACGGGUUCAUACACUCUCAAGCCCGAAUUCUUCGCUGAAGUCGACCCCUUCUGGCGCCAAUACAGUCGAAACGAACAGCGCGACGCUGCACAGGUGCUGCUGGAUCGCGCCUUGAAGGAAGAUCCUUCCGAAACAAACCCCGUCAUCAAACCCUUGCCACUCCGCAUUCCCCCUCACCCAGCGCCGUUCUGCAACCUUGCCGACUUCCUGCAGACCCCGACAGCCUCCGCCAUCGUGUAUUGGUCGCUGAGUCACUGUAUGAUUAUGGCCACGCCGGAAGACUGGCCUGGUAAAUAUACAAGCCAAAGGCAGCCGACGGGCCAUGUGCUACCGGCCAUGGACGCUCUUCUCACCCUGUCCCUGCACCUCGCCAUGAUGGUGCUGGACGCCGAUCCUGGAGGAUUUGCAAUGCGGUCACUCGAGAUUAUUGAGACGAGCGGGUCAAUGAGCAUCUUCCAGAACCUCUGGUUCAUGCAGACUAAUUCGGCCUUCAAAGUCUUCCGUCCCAAGGUCGACUACAUCCUCGAGCGUAUCGUCGAGAACCUACCCGAGAACUACACCGUUGACUACCGUGCGCAGCGCGAUUCACGGCGUGCUGCUGCUGCCCAGAAUGCCGCGGCUCAGCAGGCCGACAGCGCAAGGGCGCAGGCGAAGGCGCGUCAGCAGGCUCUCAAGGCCAAAUUUGCGCAGCAGCAGGCCAACUUUGCCGCCACUUUUAUGGACGAUCUGGACGACGAGGAAGAGGAGCAGGAGCAGAACGACCGGUACGGCGAGUGCAUUGUCUGUCAAGAACCUGUCCACCCUGGCCGUACGGGAGGCAUGCUCGCCUUCCUUCAGCCAAGCCGCAUUAUCCGUGAUGCGGUGACGGACCGGGAUUGGUACGAGGAGGUGCUCCAGACGCCCUCGGAUCUUGACCGUGAUACGCGCUACCUGCGCUUCGGGAUGGCCACGACUGGUGAGCCGCUCAACACAGACGCGUAUCCCUCAACCAACAUGCGUUUCGGCGUCUACGUGUCGGCGUGUGGUCAUCUCAUGCACGACCACUGCAUAUAUCAGCACAAUGAGGGAACACGCACUCGCCAAGCGAGCCAGGUUCAACGUCAUCAGCCCGAGAACGCAAUGCGGCACGAGUACAUGUGCCCGCUGUGCAAGAGUAUUGGUAACAUCCUCGUACCUUUGGACCCCACAGCGACAUCAUUACGUCCGAUGCCUCGCUCCAAGGUCGCACCAGGCCUCCCACCAACACUCAGCGAGCGCAUCCGCGCGGUGAGCGAGGAGGGCCUCUUGCGUGUCUCCGACUCAGCCAAGAUCUGGGACUUCCACGUGGAGACUGGCGAACUCGUGCCAUGGUUCACCGACUGCGAGUUCCAGCGUCACGCCUUGGAUGCAACGUACCGCAAGACCCACAAGAACGUCCACCGUAUGGUCGACCGGAUACGCCAGCUCACUCGGCCCCUCUCCGAGCAGUCGCAGAGAAUUCGGGGCAAGAAGACGCAUAUGUACCUUGCCGACGAUCUCGUUGGCUACACCGUGUCCGUGUGCGAGAUCACGCACCGCGGGAUGGCUACUCCUGGCUUGACUGUCGCCGAGCAGAUUCCUGAGACGGGCCUCAAGCUCAUUAAGCAUCUCAUCGGCACGCUACAGCUUGAGCUCGACUUGUUCUUUGGUACCAAGACAGACCGCACACCAUUACGCGUGGGGCUGUUUGCACGCUUCCUUCCGGAUUGGUACCGUUCCGCCACGCUACCUUCACCUCUGCUGUUCCGGUUACCGCUUGGCAUGGUAGUCGAGGCGGCGGCAAUUGCACCAGACCUGCUCCAAGCGGUCAUUGUCAUGUCGUACUACGCCGAGCUGACUCGGACAAUGCUUGGUUUGUCGGUCUUCAUCCGCCGUUCGGUCUCGAGCCGCAGUGCCCCUCAGCCUCGCACCGAACCCCCACCAGACGUGUCGCGCGAGGAUGCCUUGUCGGUGUUUGGCAACUUCCGUCAGCUCAUGAUUUCCGUGUUGCGGAAUGCUGGCCCGUUUAUCGACAUUGAGGCGGUCCUGGCACUCAUCCCGGACGAGACGGUCGCGAGGCUGCUCUACGCCUUCACACUUCCCUUCCUCCGCCGUUCAGCCAUCAUCUACUACGCCGUCAAUAACGCGUAUCCUGUGACCAACCCCGACUACAUUGUGACCGAGGGGUGCGAGUACCGUCGCCUGCUCAGCCUGCUAGGCAUCCCAAGUCCGACGGAGACGCUUGGCAACCCGCACUCGACGGAGACGCCGAUUGUCGCGCGAUGGCUGACGCAGUGGGCGAUGCAGGGCCGCAUAAUACCUCCACUGGAGUACCCUGGGACGUACGAGCUCAUGCGUUUGCCUGAGGCAUACGAGGUUGCAGCGAUCCGUUACGCCGGCGAGCGCUGCGAUGUCUGCGGCAUGCGACCCAGCUAUCCUGCGCUGUGCCUGAUCUGUGGGCGAAUGGUGUGUUUGGCAGGCGACUGCUGCUCGGAGGGGGAGCAGGGCGAGUGCAACCUGCACAUGAGAGAAUGUGGUGGAGUUGUGGGCAUCUUUGCCGACCUCAAGCGCUGGGUGAUUCUGUACCUGUUUGCGGGCUCGGGCAGCUUUGGUCCGAUGCCGUACCUCGACCAAUUUGGCGAGUUGGAGACGAACUUGCGGUGAGUGAUUGCCCUCGAACAGAAACUGACAUCCAGCCGCGGACACCGUCAGAGAAUGCACGAGGGACGGUUUGAGGAGUUGCGCAAGAACGUGUGGCUGCAGCAUGGCGUGCCGACAUUCUGUGCGCGCAAGCUUGAGCUGACGAACGAUGGGGGCGGAUGGUCGUGUCUGUGAGGGAUGUGCAUGUUGCAUAGUGAUAGGAUGAGACACAGUGCAUGGAGAGUUGUGAGGCGCG